AUUUCAGUCGAGUUUUCAAGGGAUGCAAAUUUAGCUAACUGUACAGACGGAACUGCAUGGAAUCCAACCUCUACACCGUUCUCAAAUCAAUAUGCCACGCAGCUACAAUCUACAGAGCCACUUCUUAAACCUUCGACUCAAAACCCAGUCUCCUAAUCGAUCCUCUCUCUCCAGCUUGUAUCAGCCUCCUAAAGGUAUGCUAUUUGGUGGCUGAAUUUGGUGUGUAUCUUAGUGAAUGCAACUCAUUUCUUGAAGUUCAUCGCCUUUUUGAACAACAUAUGGGAACUAGGGGAGUUAUUGGGGAUAAGUGGUCUAUGAGGGUUCUGUGGCUCUGUGCAAUUGGAAGUGCGGUCGGCCUGUAUAUGGUCGCCGUAGAAAGACAAACACAGAACAGGAAUCGCAUGCUGGCUGAGAAUUUGAAGGCUAUGGAAGGCGAAGGCGAAGGCAGUGGCGAGCAUGAGCAUGCUUAAAUACAGACAUAUAACAUGAUGAAGAGCUUAUAAAAACUUUUUUUUUUUUCAAAUUGGUGUCACAGGCUUUUGUCUCUGUGAUAAUAAGCUGUUUAUUUUCAAGUUUAGGGGGGUUGGUAGUAUCUUAGAAGUCAGAUGCAUCUUCUAACCAGGCGAAAAUAAAGAAUGACACAGAAAUUGGGUGGCUUGAUACAUUUUUACUUGUUGCCCUUCUCCUUAUUUGAUGCCAAUACUUGAUCUUGCGCUUAUAGAAGUGUUGGAGAAUGGCGCUUGAAGGAUAUAUUCUUGGAAAAUGGAAAUACCUAAUCUCCCUGACUCCUUGCAUCCCAUGCCAGCAGCGAUUGCCAUUAGACUUUCAUACAAAUUGGCUGUCCACCGGAAAUGCGAUUUCCAAUGCAGUUUGUAGUAUUUGUUCGUGAGAAGGGUAUCGAUCAUGCAUGACUACUGUAGGCUUUGAUGACAAUCACUAAUACCCAUAUUCGGGAAUUAUUUAAUAGUCAAUAUUUUAUUUUGUUGCAUAUAA
Alnus glutinosa is the source of this 993-nucleotide messenger RNA. RefSeq lists its product as uncharacterized. The record is from RefSeq and is a predicted model, not a curated record. The transcript is spliced from 4 exons. Lineage: Eukaryota; Viridiplantae; Streptophyta; Magnoliopsida; Fagales; Betulaceae. Bases 279 to 470 code for a protein of 63 amino acids.